UGAAAUAUCCCUAACCGGCUGGAGGUAUCUAUCAUCUCAGCAGCAUGGCAAAAAAAAAAGACGGCGCUUUCCAGUGUCAAACGUCUCCGAUGGAGGGAACAAAUGCUAGAUCCUUCUUCCCGUUGCGAUUCCUUGCAAUAGUAUAUAACAUUCUGAUACACUCAUCCAAACGAACUGGUACGGAACGGACGAAUUGCGCGUAACUGCAAUGGCACGACGAGUGAUUACGAGAUUGUUUAUGACAGCCCGAUGCGUCGUGUCCCAAGUGCAAGUCCAAGUACAGUGCUGCUGAUGCAGAGCGUGAAAAUAAGCAUCGCUCACGCAUACAAAGACCGCCCUAGUCGUAGCCGCCAGCCGACGACAAGUUGCACCGUGCUGUGCCUCCUUACAAGUCCGGUCUGAGGGCAGCCACUGCUGAGAGCGUCAUCCCUUGCCACCGCGCCAUCCGAAAAAAGCUCGGAAAGGAUCGAUGGUCGCGCGAAAGCUCUUGGCAUAAGGAAGGAAGUCUAUAAAAAGCAGAUCACUCGAUCGAGUUAGUCAGUACGGUUCAGUGCAGCGCGUGCAGUGAGACACACUCGGGUGUUUGGUUGGAUUUGGUGGACGAUUUGUCGCAGCUCAGUGUUGUUGUUGUGCAAGAAAACUUGUAGCAAGUUAGUAUAAGUUAAGUUGUACCGGAUCUUUUGGAGCGGAUAGUGAUUAAAAUGCUCUUACAGGUGCUCGUGCCGUGUCUGGCGCUGCUGGAGCUGUGCGCGGCGGGCUACGUGACAGUUCCGCUGCACAGUCCUGCCGGGGUGACGUAUGUGAACCCGCAGCAGCACGUUGGACUACUGGCCGGCCCGGUACGAUAUACGUCCGCCGUGCAACAGUCGGCCGCACUUCCCGCCACCCUGGUUGACGCACGCUCGGCAGCAGUUUCGGUGACGCCAGCCCCAGCCCCCACCUACUACUCCUACAACCUUCAGCCCCAGCCCGUGUUCGGCAAGGCCAGUUACACCCCGGCCGUACAGUACCACACGACGUACGGUAGCCCUACGGUGCGUGUCUACGAACCGAAAUCCUUUGUGUACGGUGUGCAGGGUGCCAGCGUUCCCACUACCCACACCGUUCAGUCCGUCCCAUCGGUAUCGGUUUCGACUACCCAGUACCAUCACACGCCAGCUGCCGUACCCGUUCCCGUACCCGUGACACCGGUCCCCCAUCACCAUCCCGUCGCGGUGCCCGUGCCGACACCCGUCCCAGUGCACGUGCCCGUUCACGUGCCGGUCCCAGUGCCGGUGACGCCAACAUACACCAAAACCGUCACCACUGGUCCAACGUACAUCCCGCCCCAGGAGAAGCAAAUCCCAGUGGUAAGGUCCCGUAAGUUUAAGGUGCGCCGUCCUGCAAUCCAGAACCAAUUCUACGAUAUCGAGGAGCGCGUCAUCAUUCGCCCUGUCGGUUCGGCACUGGUGGAGCUGGAGCAACCGAUCUCGCAAACGGAAACACAGACAAAGACUACCAAAACCACCACCACGUUUGUGGAGAAGCGCCCCGUGUACAGUGCUCCGGCCCCUGCGCCGGAAGUUCACAUCGCGGAAGAAGGCUAUGGAACGCGUACCGUCGCAAGACCCCAGGUCGUUACGCAAACCACCACGGUUUACACGGAACGACCGCCGCUGAAGGGCACCUACGACCGCAUUGAGGCGGCUGCCGCCCAAUCUAAAAAGACGGCAGCAUCUACUAGCAAGGCUUCGGACGCUGAGUUUAUCGAACCUCAGCAACCCAAUGCACCAAGCGAAAGGCCUUACUUCACGCAGGGUCAUGCCAUCUACCAUGGUCACCAGCAGCCGGCUUUUAUCAACCCAUACGCCACCCACCUGGCGCCCCAUCCAUUCGUGUACCAUCCGGCUAAUGCUGGCCAUCUGCUGCACCAUGUAGCUUACGUAGAUCAGCAUUCACCAGCCCUCUUGGCGACGCAUCCCACCACCGCACAUCCGGCCACCGUUUUCCACGUUCCAUCGUCUACUCCGCUCUAUCCCGUCACGCCCGCCACCACUAACGACGACUGCGAUCGUAACGGAAAAGCGCCCGAGUAUCUGCCACCCACCGGUCAGACACCGUCGCCGACCACACCAUCACAGCCACCCGUGGCCACUACGACGCCGACACCACCGACUAGCGCCACGCCAGAUUCCUACCCAGUCUAUGACGAUGAGUACGACGACUCGGUUGUAAUCGAUGCGCGAAGCGGUGCCGGAACUAACUACUCCGACUACUCUUCCACGGAUUCAGAUGACGGAGAUGUUACGGUAACCGCGGCCACAACUUCAGCCACUACCCCGCUAGUCUACCAUCACGAAAAGUAUCGCGGCACGGAGGAACAAACUCAGACAAGACUGGGUGGGUCGUCUUCGAUUGAGGUGAGCUAUGCCACACGCACCACACCGGCAAGUGACAUCGUUGCGUUUGAUCCAUCGACCGCUUCGGGUGCGUUCGACUUCGGGCCAUCUUUCCGUGGAUCCUUCCCAACGACUACCUUCCCACCGAGCACUACCAACGUGCCGUCGACGGUCGGUUCCUCCCGCUCAACGUCCAGCGGCAGUACGCCACAGCGCUCCGUGACGAUCAUCUCUUCUACCACGCCACGCACUGUUGUGUCGGCACGAUUCAGCGAAACGGGUGACUCCACUUCCCAGAGCACAUCUUCGGCACGGACGGCGUAUGAAUCGCAAAGUGUUACAUCGGGCAUUACCUCGCAAUCGGUCGUUGUUGGGCAGGGACUGACGCAGGAACAGAUCCAUGCCAACCAGGAACAGUUCAUCAAGCUGCUGUCCGAGCGGGAUUCGAUUGCGGAGGUUGGCUUUGGACCGAAAGGAGACACCUCCGGUACGCUGAUCGAUGCGUACGUGCGUAGUCGUGUCCUGUCCGCCACGCCUGCUCCCCGCGAUGCAAAGGAAACGUCACGCACCGUCAACAUUCGGCGCAUUGUCGUGUCACGUCCAGUGGAAACCGAGCAGGAGGUCGAGGUGCGUGAGCAAGGGUACGCGACCACUAUUGCACCUCCGCCGUAUGAGCACAAGCGGGAUGUAAGCGAAGUGACCCCGACCGAACGUGCCGAUCGAGGACAGCAGCCGCCGGUGUACGUUAAUGCUAAGCCACCAGCAUUCGCCGAUGAUCGAGAUCAGUAGGUUAGCGAAAUUGCGUUUGGUUCAGGAACCGCACGAGACAAUACCAUUUACGCACAGCAAGAAACAGACGGCAUUUUGUAGGCAGCUUGCCGCUUUUGUUAUAUUUAUCGUUUGUUCAGUAUGUUUUAAUAAA
Messenger RNA from Anopheles merus, 3300 nucleotides. RefSeq names its product mucin-12-like. The record is from RefSeq and is a predicted model, not a curated record. NCBI's taxonomy places the organism in Eukaryota, Metazoa, Arthropoda, Insecta, Diptera, Culicidae. The transcript has 2 exons. Bases 702 to 3167 code for a protein of 821 amino acids.